Lactuca sativa (garden lettuce) is the source of this 1890-nucleotide messenger RNA. RefSeq lists its product as uncharacterized. NCBI's taxonomy places the organism in Eukaryota, Viridiplantae, Streptophyta, Magnoliopsida, Asterales, Asteraceae. The record is from RefSeq and is a predicted model, not a curated record.
AUGGAAACUCAAUUGUAUACUGGUUGCAUCUUUUCUUCCCUUGAGUUUCUAGCAAAGUUAAUGCAUAUUAAGGUGAACAACAAAUGGACUGAUAGUUCAUUUGAUCAACUCCUUGAGCUCUUGCAAUUAGCAUUUCCCAAAGGCAACAAGGUUCCCCUUUCACAUUAUCUAGCCAAAAAGAAACUAAAGUCUAUUGGCCUGGGGUAUGAGUCGAUACAUGUGUGCAAAAACGAUUGUUGUCUCUUUUGGAAAGAACAUGAUUCAUUGCAAGUUUGUCCCGUUUGUAAAGAGAGCCGAUGGAUCGAUAAAAACACCAAGGGUAAGAAAGUACCUCAUAAGGUGUUACGCUACUUUGCUGUGACCCCUAGACUACGAUGUUUAUAUUGUUCGAGGCACACUGCCAAAAAUAUGAUUUGGCAUAGUACCAGACGUUCAGAAGAUGGUGUGAUGAUUCAUCCUGUUGAUGGGGAACAUUGGCAAGAUUUUGAUAAAAAAUACCCCGACUUCUCGAGUGAACCCUGUAACGUACGCCUAGGUCUUUCAGCUGACGGUUUCAAUCCAUUUGGAAACAUGUGUAAUCCACAUAGCACAUGGCCGGUCAUACUCACCACAUACAAUCUGCCACCCUGGCUUUGUAUGAAAGAGUCAUCAUUCAUGUUGACUUUGUUGAUUCCAGGACCGAAAGCUCCAGGUAAGGAUAUGGAUGUUUUCCUUAGACCAUUGGUGGAAGAGCUUAAACAUUUGUGGAACUCAGGCGUACGUAUUAAAGAUGCGGCGACAAACACAUUCUUCACGAUGAGAGCUAUGUUGUUGUGGACAAUAAACGAUUGGCCAGCUCGUAGUAGUUUAUCAGGUUGGAGUGGGCAAGGGUAUAGAGCAUGUGCUACUUGCAAUGAAGACACUCCUUCGUACCGUGCAACAAACAAAGUCGUAUAUAUCGGUCAUCGUCGUUUCCUGGAUGCUAAUGAUCCGUUAAGAAAGAGGUUGGACUUUAACGGGAUGGAAGAGACAAGACCCGCUCCGAGACACUUUAGUAAUAUUGACAUACAAGAGCAACUAGGUCGUCUACUAACUCGUAAACCGGGUAAACAUCCUGAGCAUGGAGGCGGGGAGCCAAAGAGGCAAGAUUAUGAGUUGAACUGGUCGAAACGAAGCAUUUUCUUCGAACUCGAGUAUCGGUCUUCUCUACAGUUGAAACACAACAUAGAUGUCAUGCAUGUCCAGAAAAAUGUGGACGAGAGUUUGUUAGGUACUCUCCUAAUGAACGAUAAAAGCAAAGACACAUCAAAUGCACGAGAGGACUUGAGAAUUCUAAACAUUCGGAGAAAUGAAUGGUUGCAAAAAAAUGGUGACAAGUUUCGUAGACCCCAGGCAAGAUACUCUUUCACGAAAUCUAGUCGACAACUCUUUUGUCAAUUUAUAAAAGAGGUUAAACUGCCGGAUGGGUUUGGUUCUAACAUUAGUAAGAAAGUGAACGAUACCAAUACUAACAUUAUUGGGUUGAAAUCGCAUGACCACCACAUUCUUAUGCAACGUUUGAUACCGAUUGGAGUAAGAGGGUUGUUAGACAAAGAUACUUAUACACCUAUUGUAGACCUUUGUACGUUUUUCAAGCAACUUUGUUCCAGAACAUUGAAGGUGGAGGAUAUGAGGAAAGCAAAAGUAGACAUUAUUGCAAUCUUGUGCAAGUUAGAAUUGAUUUAUCCUCCGGCGUUUUUUGACAUUAUGGUUCAUUUACUUUUGCAUUUACCUGAUGAAGCAAUGGCUGGAGGCCCGGUUUGUAUGAGAUGGAUGUUUCCAUUCGAGAGAUAUAUGAAAAAACUAAAAAACUAUGUCAGAAACAAGGCGAAGCCAAAAGGUUCUAUAGCUGAGGGUUAUGUUGCUGAAUAA